Molecule: messenger RNA, 1200 nt
Organism: Sesamum indicum (sesame)
Lineage: Eukaryota; Viridiplantae; Streptophyta; Magnoliopsida; Lamiales; Pedaliaceae
Product: A20/AN1-like zinc finger family protein
Molecular function (GO): zinc ion binding; DNA binding
Source: RefSeq, a predicted model, not a curated record
GAAAAAGUUACAAAAGAGAAAAGGUCUCUUCUUCUCUCUCUCCUCUCAUACAUAAGAAAUAGAACAAAGAAUUUCAAUUAAAAAAAGCUGAAUUAUUCACCAAAAAUAAAUUUCAUCCUUCUUAAUUCAAAGCGAUACGUUUCAAAUUGAUAAGCGUCUGCGGGCGAAACACGGAGACUCUCUCUCUCUUUCUUUGAUCUCGUAGAAUUCCACGUGCAGCAAAAGUUACAAGAUGGAGCAUGAUGAGACUGGGUGCCAACCUCCCCCAGAAGGUCCUAUUUUGUGUGUUAACAACUGUGGUUUCUUUGGUAGUGCUGCAAACAUGAACAUGUGCUCCAAGUGUUACAAGGACCUGAUACUGAAACAAGAACAAGCCAAACUUGCCGCAUCAUCAAUCGAGAACAUCGUCAAUGGAUCAUCGAGUGGCAAUGAGCAGGAAUCUGUUGUUGCAGAUGCUGCAAUCAUGCAAACUGAUCUGGUUGAAGCGAAGGCAAUAUCUUUGCCGUCAAUUAACACUUCUAGCUUUGCCGAGGCGGCUGAACCUAAGACAAAAGAAGGUCCAAACAGAUGCAGCACCUGCAAGAAACGAGUUGGCCUGACUGGAUUCAAAUGCCGUUGUGGUUAUCUUUUCUGUGGAUCACAUCGCUAUUCUGACAAACACGACUGCCCCUUUGAUUACCGCACUGCAGCUCGGGAUGCUAUAGCCAAAGCCAACCCAGUUGUUAAGGCAGAAAAGCUUGAUAGAAUCUAGAGACGGUGAUCUAAAGCUUAUGUGUUGGUUCUAUGGCACUUGCAAUUCUUCCGAGAGGCUGAUUUCCAAGAUGCUCUGCCUGUUGCAUUACAUAUCCUGUUAUCUAUCAAGGCAUAGCAGUUGAAUCGCCUCGACGUAGAAGAAUUUCAAUGUCCAUUGUGAUUGGUCAGAAGUUUGCUUUCAUAUGUGCGGGUAUGGUGGUAGUUUGUAUGUGUUUCAUGCUAUUUCAUCAUAUUGCUUCUAUUUCUAUAUGGUGUUGGAUGUCUGAGUGGCAUGCGAUCAUCCUAGUCCAGACAAGGUGAAGGAACGCGUCCAUGAAGACAGCUUGUAAAUCACUAUGUUUAUUUGUCUAAUAGCAUGUCUCUACUUUCAGCAACUUGGGACAUUGUUCUCUUGCUGUUAUUACCUUAAAAGAAUAACUCUACAUGUUCUUCCCCGGUUGUCGGUUA